UCUGGUUCCGGGUCCGAGUCUGAGUCUGAGUUUGAAUCUGUAUCUGCCUUUGGGCUGGGCUGGAGCCCGCAGCCCCCCGCCCGCGCCAUGUUUGUGACCGACUUUCGCCGGGAUUUCUACGACGUGAUUCAGACGGAGCGAGUUCUCCUAUUUGUUGCUUCUGAUGUUGAUGCAUUAUGUGCCUGCAAAAUUCUUCAGGCCUUGUUCCAGUGUGACCAUGUCCAAUACACUUUGGUUCCCGUUUCUGGGUGGCAGGAACUUGAAACCUCAUUUCUGGAACACAAAGACCAGUUCCACUAUUUUGUUCUCAUAAACUGCGGGGCCAAUGUCGACCUCUUAGAUGUCCUCCAGCCCGAAGAGGAUAGGAUUUUCUUCAUUUGUGAUACCCACCGGCCUGUCAAUGUUGUGAAUGUUUACAAUGACACCCAGAUAAAGCUGCUCAUUAAACAAGAUGACGACCUGGAAGUCCCUGCCUACGAUGACAUUUUCAGAGACGACGAAGAUGAGGAUGAGGAUGAGGACGAUGAAGAAAAGUCAGGCAAUGAGAGCGAAGGCUCGGAGCCUUCUGGAAAGCGCACUCGGUUUGAAGAGGACGUGAUCGAACGGACAAUGAAGAGGAGGCAGCGAAGAGAGUGGGAGGCCCGCAGGAAAGAAAUCCUCUUUGACUAUGAGCAGUAUGAAUACCACGGGACCUCAUCAGCCAUGGUGAUGUUUGAUUUGGCCUGGGUCAUGUCCAAGGAUCUCAAUGACAUGUUAUGGUGGGCCAUCGUUGGACUGACCGACCAGUGGAUACAAGACAAGAUCACUCAAAUGAAGUACGUGACGGAUAUCGGGAUUCUGCAGCGUCACGUGUCCCGCCAUAAUCACCGCAGGGAAGAUGAUGAGAACUCGCUCUCCAUUGACUGCAUGAGGAUCGCCUUUGAAUACGACUUGCGCCUAGCCUUGUACCAGCACUGGUCUCUCUAUGAUAGCCUCUGUAACACGUGUUACACAUCAGCCAGGUUCAGGCUUUGGUCCGUCCAGGGCCAGAAGCGGCUUCAGGAGUUUCUGGCAGACAUGGGGCUCCCGCUAAAGCAGGUUAAGCAGAAGUUUCAGUCCAUGGAUGUCUCCUUGAAAGAGAACCUGCGGGAAGUCCUUGAAGAGUCUGCAAACAAAUUUGGGAUGAAGGACAUGAGGGUGCAGACUUUCAGCAUCCACUUUGGGUUCAAAAACAAGUUCCUGGCCAGUGAUGUGGUCUUUGCCACCACUUCCUUGCUGGAGAGCAUUGAGAAGGACGCCUCGGGGACGGACAACUUCAUCAGGGCUUUGGACAGUCUGUCCAGGGGUAACCUGGAGCAGCUCUACCAAGGCCUGGAGCUGGCCAAGAAGCAGCUGCGAGCCAUCCACCAGACCGUGGCCAGUUGCAUCUGCACCAACCUCAUCAUCUCCCAGGGACCUUUCCUCUACUGCUCCCUCAUGGAGGGCACGCCGGAUGUCAAGCUCUUCUCCAAGCCGGCGUCACUAGGCUUGCUCAGCAGAUAUCUGCUACAGUCCUUUAUUUGUUCAACCAAGAAUAAGCGCUGUAAGCUCUUGCCAUUGGUGAUGGCGGCCCCGAUGAGUGUGGAACAUGGCACCAUGAUCAUGGUGGGGAUCCCCCCUGAGACGGAGAGCUCCGACAAGAAGAACUUUUUCGGGAGGGCAUUUGAGAAGGCCGCAGAGAGCACAAGCUCCAGAACCCUGCACAAUCAUUUUGAUCUGUCUGUCAUUGAGCUGAAGGUGGAAGAUCGAGGCAAGUUCCUGGACGCCCUGAUUUCUCUGCUCUCCUGAGGCUCCUGGAAUCCUUCCAAAGUGAUUUCCUACAUUCACCUGGAUUGUAAAUACUGGCUACACGUUUGGGAUGCUUUUAUAGACUGUAAAUUAUUAACAAGAUUUUAGCUCUAGGGGAAGGUGAUGCCACCCUUUAAAUGCAAUAAAGCACCGCCCUUUGGGGCUUGGUCCCUUCUUUUAAUUC
This is a messenger RNA of Trichosurus vulpecula (common brushtail), 1990 nucleotides long. RefSeq names its product cell division cycle 45 (gene CDC45). The record is from RefSeq and is a predicted model, not a curated record. NCBI's taxonomy places the organism in Eukaryota, Metazoa, Chordata, Mammalia, Diprotodontia, Phalangeridae. Gene Ontology annotation, cellular component: DNA replication preinitiation complex. Gene Ontology annotation, molecular function: single-stranded DNA binding; DNA replication origin binding; chromatin binding. Gene Ontology annotation, biological process: DNA replication initiation; double-strand break repair via break-induced replication; mitotic DNA replication preinitiation complex assembly. The transcript has 19 exons. The coding region runs from base 88 to 1806 and encodes 572 amino acids.